GUUGUGAAAUAGUAUCAUGCAGGGCGGGGGAUUUGUCCUCAUGUCUGUAUAUAUAACGAGAUGUCCAGAGAAAUGUGAUUGCUUUUUGAACCUACCAUGUCCCACUGACGUUGUGCUGAAUAAACCUUGACUCUAUUUUUGAGAAUCCUUCUGAGGAAAGCAAACUUCUUAAUCGACAACAGUUUCCAAGGGUGGAUAUCUGGUUUGAAAAUGUGUUUGGGUCCAUCCCCCUAACUCAGGGCGACACUUCUUCCUCAGAUCCAACAUGGUGCGUAGGGUUGCUGUCAUCGGGGCAGGGCCCUCAGGUCUGGCCAGCAUCAAGUCCUGUCUGGAGGAGGGCCUGGAGCCUGUGUGCUUCGAGUCCAGCGAUGACAUCGGAGGACUGUGGAGGUUCAAGGAAGUCUCCGAGCCCAAGAGGGCCAAUAUCUACCGCUCCCUCACCAUCAACACCUCUAAGGAGAUGAUAUGUUUCAGCGACUUCCCCAUCCCAGCAGACUACCCCAACUACAUGCACCACUCACGCAUCCUGCAGUACUUCAGGUUGUACGCGGAGACCUUCAAACUGCUGCAACGCAUCCGUUUCCAGACCACGGUGCGGAGUGUGAGGCAGAGUUCAAACUUCAGCCGCUCCGGCCAGUGGGAGGUGGUGACGGCGAGCAGGGAGGGGGUGGAGGAGAGACACGUGUUUGACGCAGUCAUCGUCUGCUCUGGUCACUACACCUCCCCACACCUGCCUCUCAGAGAAUUCCCAGGGAUCGAGGCGUUUGAGGGGAAGUACAGCCACAGCUGGGACUACAAGGAGCCUGAUGACAUGAAGGGCAAGAGGGUGGUGGUCGUUGGCAUUGGAAACUCAGGAAGUGACAUCGCCGUGGAGACCAGCCGAGUGGCAGAACAGGUGUACCUCAGCACCCGUCGAGGAGCCUGGGUGCUACGCCAGGUGUCGGACAACGGGCUGCCCGUGGACAUCAACUACAACACCAGGUUCAUCCACAUCCUCUUUCAGGUGCUGCCAAUGAGCUUCCUCAACUGGUUUGGAGAGAGGAUGCUCAACGCCAUGUAUGACCACACCACGUACGCGCUCAAGCCCAAACACAGGCUUUUCAGUCAGAUCCCGGUGAUAAACGACGAGCUCCCUCACAAGAUCCUGGCGGGCAGCGUGGUGAUCAAACCCAACGUGAAGGAGUUUGUCGGCUCCAGCGUGGUCUUCGAAGACGGGAGCGUGGUGGAAAAGGUGGACGCGGUUGUGUUCGCCACGGGAUACAACUACGACUUCUCCUUCCUGCCGCGAAACGUGCUGCAGAUGUCCGGCCACCGGGUGGCGCUGUACAAACACGUGUUUCCCCCCGCCCUAGAGCACAACACCCUGGCUGUCGUGGGGUUCAUCCACGCCCUGGGGGCCAUCAUGCCCCAGGCUGAGAUGCAGGCUCGCUGGGUGGCACGCGUCUUCAAAGGGCUCAAGAAACUGCCGUCUAGCCAGGCUAUGUUAAAGUCAGUUGAUAGUGACACCAAAGACAUGGACAAGAACUUUGUUCUGUCCAAGCUGACACCUCUGCACGUGGAUUUCGUCUCCUACAUGGAUGAAAUCGCUGGAGAGGCGGGGGUGAGACCCAGCCUGCUCUGGCUGUUCUUCACAGACUACCCGCUCUUCAAGCAGAUCCUGUGGGGGCCCGUGUCCGCCUUCCAGUACCGCCUGACGGGCCCUGGGAGGUGGGACGGAGCUCGCCAGGCUAUUCUCACCCAGAGUGAUCGCAUGUACCAGCCUCUGAAGACCAGACAGGUGGAUAAGCCGAAAAGUUCCUGGCUAGGCCGUCUGUUCAAGCUCAGUCUGACUGCCGCGGUGGGGGGAGGUGCUGCCUACUACGUCCACCGCCACCCCCCCUCCCACCUCACCUCCCUCCUCGCCUCCCUCCGACCUCUGAGCGAGAGGGCGGAGCCAGAACGCUCCAGCAUCUAUCGCUCCCUGGUCGUGAACACCUCUAAGGAGAUGAUGUGCUUCAGUGACUUCCCCAUGCCUGAUCACUACCCCAACUACAUGAAGCACUCCCAGCUGCUGCAGUACUUCAGGCUCUACUCUGAGCACUUUGACCUCCUGCGACACAUCCGUUUCCAGUGGGAGGUGGUGACUGAAGACAGGGAGGGACAGGAGGAGAGACACGUGUUUGACGGGGUUCUAGUGUGUUCCGGCCACUACACACACCCCAUAUCCCCCCUCAAGGACUUCCCAGGUCACGACACGUUCCAGGGGAGGUGCUGCCACAGCUGGGAGUACAAGGAUGCUAACGCCCUCCGAGGGAAGAGAGUGCUGGUGGUUGGCAUCGGCAACUCUGGAGGAGACAUCGCCGUGGAGAUUAGCCGAUCCGCAGAGAAGACGUUCUUGAGCACACGAAAGGGAGCUUGGGUGAUCGGUCGCAUGUCCAGCCGUGGUCUUCCCCUGGACAUGAUGGCCAUUACCAGGAAGAACGCCCUGCUGACCCUCCUCCUGCCCAGGGCUCUGGUCAACUGGGCCGCCGAGAGAGACCUCAACCACAGAUACGACCACAGGCUGUACGGCCUGCAGCCCACACACAGGCUCUUGGACAGGAGGCCGCUGAUCAACGAUGACCUUCCGGGACGUGUCCUCCAGGGGGCACUGGUGAUGAAGCCCAACCUGCAGGGGUUCCAGGGCUCCGGAGUUACGUUUGAGGACGGAACCGCGGAGGAGAACAUCGACGCCGUGGUGUUCUGCACCGGCUACAGCGGAACCUUCUCCUUCCUGCCCGCCUCUCUGUUCCAGGGGUCUGGAGGACAGCUGAGCCUCUACAGGCGUGUGUUCCCCCCCUCUCUGGAGCGCCCCACGCUGGCCGUCAUGGGAUUGUUCCAGACAAAAGGACCCAUCAUGCCGCUGGUGGAGAUGCAGGCGCGUUGGGCUACACGGGUCAUAGCAGGGCUGAGCCAGCUUCCUCCAAAGCGCCUAAUGCUGACCGCAAUAGAGACCGAGAGGAAGAGAAACAUCAAGAGCUACCCCUGCCCAAGACAGGCUGCCCUCCAGGUGGACUUCAUCUCAUACCUGGACUCCAUCGCUACGGAGGUGGGGGUGCGUCCCAACAUGAUCAAGCUGCUGCUGACUGACCCCAGACUGGGUCUGGAGGUUCUCCUGGGGCCCGUCACCCCAUACCAGUACCGUCUGACCGGGCCGGGGAAGUGGGCCGGGGCCCGCCAGGCUAUCCUCACCCAGUGGGAGCGGGUGACCCAGGCCCUGAAUACCAGACCUGAAGACCCCCCGGAGCUCCCACGGUCCUCCACCCCCACCCUGGUCCUCUCCCUGAUGGUGGCCGGCCUGGCUACCACGGCCUACUACUGCAAGGGCAGCCUGGCCACCCUCCAGUGGGACCCUACUGCCCUGCUGGACAGGAUCAAGGUCUACCUGCCUGGCCCCUAAGCUGGGAGCUGCCCCCUUAUCCACUCGGUGCAGAACCGCUAGCUGUCAGAUAACAUUCCCCUCUGUCUGUUGAUUCACUUGCUGUUGCUUUUCAGAGAUAAUGCAUGGGUAGUUGUAUUAAUAUAAAGCUCAAAGCUAAUAUAUUCAGUGCCAGGAACCUAAACAAACAAGUAGUCGUUGUUAGCAUGUUCCAGCUCUGGCACUUUGCUAGAGUGACCUGCUUAUUAACACAAUGAGAUGCAAGGGAGAGUUUUGCUCCACAAAGUACCCAUUUUGCUGAGUAGCUUAACUGAUAUAUUGAGUUUAGGGUGUGAGGCUCAUUUAAAUAAUCAACAACUGAACAACUGUUCAUUUUUUAAAGCUUAUUUCUAUGAACUAAUACAGUAAGAGUGGUUGGAUGAGACCUUCACUUGUGCCUUUAAUAUUGAAUGAGCUUUUGCUGUUUUAAGUGCCAUUCAUUCUUUACAAGGGACACAAAAAAUUAUUAUGUGCACCUCAAAUUACCUUUCACCUCAUAUUGGACUGCUCUUCCCAAACAUUUGCAAACAGGAUCUAUGUAAAGUGAGACUGAUAACCUGUGUCUGCUUGGCAGCGGGGCCAACUUGUUCUGUAAUGUAGCAUCUCGGCAUUUCCUGUGUUUUUACACACGACAAUUUCUUGUUUAUAUUUUAUUAAUUAUUAAUAAAAGUUGUUUUCUGAUCACAAAUAAAAAAAACUGAGCAAAACAAAG
This is a messenger RNA of Hypomesus transpacificus, 4148 nucleotides long. Its product is annotated as flavin-containing monooxygenase 5-like. The coding region runs from base 266 to 3418 and encodes 1050 amino acids. The transcript is spliced from 20 exons. NCBI's taxonomy places the organism in Eukaryota, Metazoa, Chordata, Actinopteri, Osmeriformes, Osmeridae. Gene Ontology annotation, molecular function: N,N-dimethylaniline monooxygenase activity; NADP binding; flavin adenine dinucleotide binding. The record is from RefSeq and is a predicted model, not a curated record.